GAGAGAAGUCUCCAUUUAUAAAAACAUCGUGUACACAUUAUGUCUCUUCUAGUUCUAGGUUUCACUCCCAUUAACAGCAACCAUGGUGCAGAGGCUCACUUAUCGCAAGCGGCAUAGUUAUGCUACCAAAUCCAACCAGCACCGGGUUGUUAAGACCCCUGGAGGGAAGUUGGUGUACCAGACCACUAAGAAGAGAGCAAGUGGACCUAAGUGCCCUGUCACUGGCAAGAGGAUCCAAGGGAUUCCACACUUGAGACCUGCUGAAUACAAGAGGUCUAGAUUGCCUCGGAACCGCAGGACCGUGAACCGAGCCUACGGAGGUGUUUUAUCAGGAGGAGCUGUUAGAGAAAGGAUUAUUCGUGCUUUCCUGGUUGAAGAGCAAAAAAUUGUGAAAAAGGUAUUGAAGAUCCAGAAGGCAAAAGAAAAGCAGGCAUCAAAGAGUUAAGCUGUUGAGUGAUUCAUGAGUGCAAAAAAUAUCUUAUCGUUAAAAUUUGUGCUAAAGAAUUUUGAUUUUGAAUGGUGUUAACUAUGAAUGUGAAACUUAAUUUGAAAUUUAUUUUAUGAUUUCUGUGCUUUUUGGUA
Glycine soja is the source of this 582-nucleotide messenger RNA. RefSeq names its product 60S ribosomal protein L34-like. Gene Ontology annotation, biological process: ribosome biogenesis; translation. NCBI's taxonomy places the organism in Eukaryota, Viridiplantae, Streptophyta, Magnoliopsida, Fabales, Fabaceae. The transcript has 4 exons. The coding region runs from base 83 to 445 and encodes 120 amino acids. Gene Ontology annotation, cellular component: cytosolic large ribosomal subunit; ribosome. Gene Ontology annotation, molecular function: structural constituent of ribosome. The record is from RefSeq and is a predicted model, not a curated record.